AUGGAUUUGGACGACAGAGACCCGGACGGCUUUAAAUUCCCGUCGAAAAAGAACAACAAUCCUCGAAAAGCAUCCGAACCAACAACGACGAAACCUCUUUUGCGCUUUGGGGAAAACGGAAACGGGAAGACGAAGAAUAAAAUGCGAGGCGGGAUUCAGUUUCGAAACAAAGAAGAAGAAAAAGAAGAAGACGGCGAACGGGCGCAGUUCGACGCGUGGAUAGUCACGACGUUUUUCAUAAACGAAAAGCGCGAUAAUGAUAACGAGAAUAAAGCCUUGCUCGCGGACCUUCGAGAACACGUUUUCAAGGAAUUUAGACACCAGGACAAACGAGAGCGGUUCGAGAGGAGGAAAAAAGAGUUUCAGAAUUUGGCCGUUGGUAUGGGUUUUACGGGGUUUUCGGAUCGAUUUGUCUCUCUCGAUUCGCGGAGAAGCGAGGGGGAGAGUAGUACCGCGAGUUAUGAUGGAGCGUCGCCGUCGCCGUUGGUCGAUAUUCCGGUACACGUGCGAGAUAUCGUCUUGAAAAAAGCAGGCGCGAGGGCGGCGGCGGCGAUUGCGUGCACGUGUAAGGAACUCAGGGAUGACGUGAGAGAUCAUAAGAAGCGGGCGACUGGGAAUUUUAAGAUACGGCCGUGUGAUGUGAGCGGAGGGGAGGAGGUGAAGCAUAUUUUGCAGCCUUAUUCAAACGUGACCGGCGUGAGCGUCGAUAAAUUGAUGCUCCAUCGAGGAGAGCGUGCUUUGGAUCCACACUUCAAUAGACAAGUAAAGCGUAAAAUGAUUGAAGAAGUACUUGCCUUCACUCAUUUGAACGAGAAAGUUACUCGAUUGGGAUUUACGAACAGCGAAUUGGACUAUACUGACUUUAUGCGAAUAAUGUAUCAAAGUUCGAUUAAUGUCCAUUCGUUUGAUUUUUCUGGGAAUAAUAUCAAACGAAUGGACACUGGUAUCGGUUUUGGCCUGGGAUGGGUACAUCAGUGUAUUAGUGACGGGGUUGGGAUGGAUCUAUUUAAAUGGCGAGAAUUCGCUGGUGUAUCGUUUGCCGAGCGUGUAUACACUAUCUUUGCUUCGACUUCAUUAACCAUGCCGGCAGGUAAAGUGUUUUUAGAGUUGAACGUUUCAAAUUGUGGAUUAGAGCAUCAUUUAGAGGUGUUCUUUUACCUUUGCGAGUUUCCAAAUCUGAAGCGAUUGGACGCGUCGAGAAACCAGCGAUUAAAUAUCUAUGAGCCAGACGACGAGAAGAGCAUUGGUUUGUAUGGGUGUCGUCGCGAUUUUUAUCACAAAUACGGUAGUUCAACUGGACAUACAGGUAUCAGCUGCUCGCUUGAGCAUUUGAACGUGUCAGGCAGCGCGACGUUGCAUUUCCGCUUACAACCGAGCAUGCCGUUUAAUCCUUUCGCAAACUUCAAUAAGUUGAAAGAGUUGAACUUGAGUGUAUCCAUGCGUUUGCAAUCAGUGUAUCUCAGAGAUUUACCUAAUCUGGAGGUGUUGAAUCUCGUGAAUUGCAAAAAAUUACACACUCUUGUAUUGGUGAAGCUGCCAUCGUUGCAGACGCUGUCUCUCGACAUAUGCAAAAAGUUGAGGAAUGUAUUCUAUUCUAGCUCUCGCCUCCCGGAUCCACACAACGUGGCGGACGAUUUUUUUUACGAUGGAUUCAAUUUUAUUGAAGAUAAAAUUGAAAGUUUGCGGAAGCUCUCCAUGAACCAAUGCGACGCACUUAUCGAGAGGAGACAUUUGAAUUUGUUACGUUCGGCUGUAAAUCUCGAGCACUACCGAUGCGAGGGAUUACACAGCGAGAAUGUGCGAGAAGUUCGCAUACCGAGCACGUCUUUGGUUUCCGUAGAAAUGAGUGGAUGUAAACAAAUUCAAUGCAUUCUCUUGAAUACGGCGAAGUUGAAAUUGCUAAGAGCGAGAAAUUGUCGGUCUUUAAAGGAUAUCCGAGUGAACACAGGACAACAACGCGCGGCUAGCGUGGAAACGACCGUGGAAAUUGACGUGAGAAAUAACGCAAAAUUGGUAAGCGUCACGGGAUUGCGCGUCGAUCGAUCUACGCGCAUAUUAGCCGGCGGCGCGACAUCGUUAGAACGCAUACAAACGGUAGAUUAG
Bathycoccus prasinos is the source of this 2103-nucleotide messenger RNA. RefSeq lists its product with no specific name. The transcript has a single exon. Lineage: Eukaryota; Viridiplantae; Chlorophyta; Mamiellophyceae; Mamiellales; Bathycoccaceae. Bases 1 to 2103 code for a protein of 700 amino acids. The record is from RefSeq and is a predicted model, not a curated record.